This is a messenger RNA of Drosophila mojavensis, 929 nucleotides long. Its product is annotated as E3 SUMO-protein ligase ZBED1-like. Gene Ontology annotation, molecular function: DNA binding. The transcript has 2 exons. Lineage: Eukaryota; Metazoa; Arthropoda; Insecta; Diptera; Drosophilidae. The record is from RefSeq and is a predicted model, not a curated record. The coding region runs from base 228 to 929 and encodes 233 amino acids.
GAUGUGAAAAAACAUCGAUGCAUCGACAAUCGAUGUUUUUUUGGCGAUGUUUACCGAUGUUUUCCGAUGUUUUUAUUGAUACCGAUGUUAAGCGAUGCACCGAUGUUUUUAAGCGAUGCAUCGAUGUUUUCCAAAACGUCGCUGGUUUGAUUUUAUACAUAUUUUGCGUAUAUUGUCGUGUGUUGCCUGAAAGUGCAGUUAUACAAACUUAAGCAGCAAAUAUUGCAAUGCCGAAAAUAACAACAAAGACGAGUUUUUGCUGGAAGCAUUUCGCCAAAAUUGAUGGCAAUAGUGCGAAAUGUAAUAUUUGCGGCAAAACAAUCAAAACUGCAGGGAACACUACGAAUAUGAAAGAUCAUCUACGCAAUGUGCAUAAAAUAAGGGAAGAAGACCAGACACCUGUGUCUAACAGUGGGACGCCACGACAAGCUUCAAUAGCUGCAAGCUUCCAAAAUAUCACGGAUUUUGGAGGAGAAGGACAAAAAACAAAAAAAAUAAAUGAUGCAAUUGUUUACAUGAUCGCAAAGGACAUUCAGCCGUUUUCAAUUGUUGAAAAUGCUGGAUUCAUUUAUUUGAUGAAUACUGUCGCACCUCGUUAUGAAAUUCCUUCGCGUUAUAAAGUAACCAAAUGGCUCGAUGAGAAGUACAGUCAAAUGAAAGAUCUGUGGAGAACAAGGCUGACUGGAAAGAGCAUAUCCUUAACAAUGGACAUAUGGAGUGACCAAAUGUCAAUGCGCAGCUAUUUAGGGAUCACUGCUCAUUUUCUCUUGGAGCAGGAAAUGUCUUCAUUGACAAUUGGAGCUAUGCAGUUAAGCGAGCGUCACACAGGACCAUAUCUGAGCGAAAUGCUGGAAAUCUGUUGCUCAGAUUGGAACAUUGACAAAAAAGCAAGUAACAGCUAUUGUCACAGACAAUGGUACAAAUAUUAA